Molecule: messenger RNA, 534 nt
Organism: Dicrocoelium dendriticum
Lineage: Eukaryota; Metazoa; Platyhelminthes; Trematoda; Plagiorchiida; Dicrocoeliidae
Source: the annotation of a GenBank genome assembly
AUGGACGCCAAGAUUUGCAGAGUGAUUUUUGUUCUACUCAUUGUUGAAUUUGCUGUUCUGCAGGCGGAUACAUUUUACAGUGACUGCUCUGAUGACAAAACGCUUGUCGGCGCAUUCGUGUCAAAUUGCACCCAGGCACCUUGUGUCUGUGAAGGAGGUAAUUUUGCAAGAAAAGAAAUCACCUUCAGAACAAGAAGAAGGGUUCUUUCCGGGAAGCUGCAAGCUUGCAUAAGCGAUUCACAGUCGAAGAAUUGUUUACGACAAUUGCCCGGGACGGAUAACAUCUGCAACUAUAUAGAUGAGGGAUGUCCGCUAGAAGCAGGUGCUGUAUACACGUAUAAAAAUACGUUAUUCGCACCUGAUGUUUCGCUUAAAGGCGAAGAAAGCUACAAGAUUUACGAUCAGGAUUGCAACGUGAUAGCAUGCUUGCAGUUCCCGGGGGAAAUUCGAUCAAAAAAUACUUACAUAUCACCAUCGCUAUUCACGGAUGACAGCUAUCCUUGUGGAGACAAAGAAGGAGGCAAUCAUUUCUAA